Acanthaster planci (crown-of-thorns starfish) is the source of this 1647-nucleotide messenger RNA. RefSeq lists its product as uncharacterized. NCBI's taxonomy places the organism in Eukaryota, Metazoa, Echinodermata, Asteroidea, Valvatida, Acanthasteridae. The record is from RefSeq and is a predicted model, not a curated record.
CGCAAGUGGAAGGAGCGUUGACAAGAAUGAUGCGAAUGCUAUACAGCCAUCAGAAUUCAAGAAAGAAAACCAGUAAACGAUUAUUGCUACUUGUAAUGAGGCACCCAAUAUUGAUUGGAGUGGGGGUAUAAAGUUGGAGCAGUGGCAAUAUCAAAAGUCGAGCCGAAAGGAACACCAAUCUCUCCACUAAGGAAGUCCGACAGCGCCUUGAUGGUUUGUCGGUUUUCGUCAGCAUCUUCGAAUGCGUCGGCGUUGAUGACUCGCAUCAGGAACACAGGGAGGAAGUCAGUAAGAGAAGAUGAUGGAGCAAGGAGUGGCCAAUGAGUGGGCAGCAUCAGUAGAGAGUACAGAACCUGACUCUGACAAGUUUGGCCUCACAGAAAAAGAUGAAGAUGACUCUGAUGUUAGCCGUAGCAAAGACAGUGAAGAAGCGGGUUCAAAAGAGACUCAGGACCCAAGUGACAGCCACUCUGACAGUGAUGAGGAGCAAGAACAGUGGAUGGAGAAAACAGCAGGUGUUAAAGGUGAUAGCAGCGUGGUUGGUCCCCUGCCUGUAUGCUCAUUCUUCUGGCAUCUCAGCCCUGAUAGAGUAAGGCGAUAGCAGCAUGGUUGGUUCCAUGGUUGGUCCCCUGCCUGGUCCCCUGCCUGUUGGCUCAUCUUCUGGCAUCACGUACUGCCCCAGUAGAAUCUCCUCACAUGAAAGCUAUAGGUAUGCCCCAGGAGAAGCAGACCAUGAUGCUGAUGAGAAGAGCACCCUCGCCUCUUUCAACCUGGAGAGAAGAUGGAGGACAAGAUCCUAUGAGACUUCACAGAGAUGAUUCCUGAGAAUGUCAGGGAGAGGAAGGAACUCAGAUAGAUGCCAGUCCUCGUCUCCAUCACUGAGAAGGAACAGUUUCCAAGAUUGCAUGAGGCAUCCUCAUCAGAAUCUUAGGCAUCGAUUCACAAAAAGGCAAGAAAACUGACGACUCAAUCUUCUCCGAGAUGCAGUUCCUUGCUUCCACCUUAGUGAUGGAGCACGUCUAUCUGCAUUUGUACACUACUCAAAGGAUCAUACCUAGUAAUGAAUAUUUUAAACAAAUGGUAUUUAUAUCGUAAAAAUGAGCGUCAUUUAAUUCGGGUAUUUUAUGGCAUCAAAACAAGAAACUUCCGCUACAGUAUACUGAAGUCUCACGAUACCGAAAAAAAAAUUUGGUCAGCACCUUGUCCAGGUCCUUUACGGCCCUGAAAAUGAUUGAAAAAUUGAGUCUUAACCAAGUAAUGUGAGGGCGCUGUUUACAAGUUAAAAUGAUAUCACGGUAAUGUGAGGGCACUGUUAAUGAGUUCGAAUGAAAUCACGGUAAUAUGAAAAUGCUGUUUAAGAGUUAGAAUGAUAUCGCGGUAAUGUGAGGGUGCUGUUUAUAAAUUAGAAUAUCGCGGUAAAGUGAGGGCGCUAUUUAUGGGUUGAAAUGAUAUCACGGUAAUGUGAGGGCACUGUUUAUGACUAUAUUUUAGUAAUGUGAGGGCACUGUUUGUGACUCUGAAUUACAGAAAUGAACACUUUGAACAUGUGUGUAUCUCAGCAUGAACAAAUAACAUGUAACUGUUGAGACCCUUUUAUUCAGAAAAAUAAUGCAGUAUCUGACAUGUAUCUGUUUGCAAAUCCGCCCC